AUGUUCGUUCACAUCCUCCACACACGUCUGCACCUCCGCAUUAGUGCAAACGCGCUCCACCCGCCCUGCACCACCCGCCCUGCACCACCCGCCCUGCACCACCUGCCCUGCACCACCCGCCCUGCACCACCUGCCCCGCACCACCCGCCCUGCACCACCCGCCCUGCACCACCUGCCCUGCACCACCCGCCCUGCACCACCUGCCCCGCACCACCCGCCCUGCACCACCCGCCCUGCACCACCCGCCCUGCACCACCUGCCCUGCACCACCCGCCCUGCACCACCUGCCCUGCACCACCCGCCCUGCACCACCUGCCCCGCACCACCCGCCCUGCACCACCCGCCCUGCACCACCCGAGGGAAUAA
Molecule: messenger RNA, 366 nt
Organism: Knipowitschia caucasica
Lineage: Eukaryota; Metazoa; Chordata; Actinopteri; Gobiiformes; Gobiidae
Source: the annotation of a GenBank genome assembly